Molecule: messenger RNA, 1104 nt
Organism: Ectocarpus siliculosus
Lineage: Eukaryota; Phaeophyceae; Ectocarpales; Ectocarpaceae
Source: the annotation of a GenBank genome assembly
AUGGUUCUGACAUCGGACAGGAGCGACAUUCCUCCCGUGUCCUCGUGGAAGCCUCCAUGGGAAGCGAGACGAGAGACGAGAGGGUCGCUGGCCGAUGGAGGAUAUGAUCCCGCAGCGAUGGACAGCUACUUUGAGCUGCGUCCGGAACGGGCGUUGGGUCGCGUGGCACAGAUCCUCGUGGAGGUUUGCGGCGUCCUACUUGCCCUGGGGAUGGACUAUCUCGUCAGCGGCAACGACACCGACACCGGCAUUCGGGUGCCCACGGGGGAGGCGGAGGCAGGCGGUAACACGCCCACGCGCAUCCGGGAAUCGGUGACCCGCCUCGGACCCAACUUCGUCAAGAUCGGGCAGGCGCUGGCUUCGAGACCAGACUUGGUGGGGGAGGCUAUCGCCGGAGAGCUGUUGCUCCUGCAGGACGCGAUGCCGUUGUUUUCCAAUGAAGUGGCAAGGAGGUUUAUCCACGAGGAGCUAGGGGGCUACCCGGAGGACAUCUUCGAAGCCAUGGGAGACACCCCUGUGGCGGCUGCGAGCCUGGGUCAGGUUUACAAAGCCCAGAUAGACGGCAGACCCGUCGCCGUUAAGGUUCAGCGGCCGGACCUGCUGGAGGCGGUUGGACUCGACUUUUACGUGGCACGCAGGGUUGCGGAGGCCAUCACGCGGCUGUCGAGGAGCUCCAGCUUUUUCGGGGGCCGGCUGGUCGUCCGCAGCGACCUAGUGGCCGCGGUGGACGAGUACGGGUCGAGGCUGUUCGAGGAGCUGGACUACAGGAAGGAGGCGCAAAACAUGGUGCAAUUUCGUGAGCUAUACCAUGCUAUGCCCGGCAUACUUGUUCCGAAGGUGCUGCUAGACUACAGCGCGAAGCGAGUCAUAACGUCCGAAUGGAUCGACGGAGAAAAGCUGGUGGACAACCAGGCGCAGGUCAGCCCGGCGGACCUCCCUAUCCUCCGGGUGGGCAUCGAGUGCACCCUGACGCAGCUUCUCGACAAGGGCUUCCUGCACGCGCAAGACUUAGAGGUAAAGGACAAGGAAAGGACAUAUGGGCGUGUGUCGACGACCUCGCUGCGUGGUCGCCCUCCCCAAGAACGAGAACUGCCACAAGAAUAA